CGUCGCUGCUCGUCGCCGCCCGCCGCCCGUCGCCGCCGCCACCUCCGCCGCCCAGCCCUCACCUCCCUCUGCUCGCUCCGCAUCAGCUGGUCCUCCGCCACAUCUGGCUAGCUCUGCCCGUCCGCCGGCCGCUGGCCACCGGCGAGAGCCCCUCCACCGGCCUGCUUUGCUCCUCCGCCGUCCCCAGACUCCACGUCGCAGGGGGACCGUCGCUGGGCGCCAUCAAAAUCGUCGGAUUACAGCAGUUGUGAGUGUUCUGCAUUUGCAAGUGUUGUGCAAUGGGAGAAAUUGACAAGGGGAUGCCUCAAGUUGGUAUGAAAUUUAGAAAUCCGGAUGAAGCUUGGGCGUUUUGGGUUGCAUAUGGGGGUCGUGCAGGAUUUGAUGUGAGGAAGAGAAACAAACAUACAAGCAAGAUGGAUGGUCAAGUGACCUCAUGCACAUUUGUUUGCGCCAAUGAAGGCAUACGGAAAAAAGGGAUAACAAUGGACCAUGUGCCAAAGCGUAUCAGAGCUGAAACAAGAACAAAUUGCAAAGCUCGGAUGACUAUAUCAUUGGAUCGAGUGCUAAAAAAUUACGAAGUCACAGAUUUUGUGCUUGAACACAAUCAUUAUCUUCAAUUGCCACAAACCUGCCACUUGAUGGCAUCGCAAAGGAAGAUUUCUGAAGUACAAGCUUUUGAAAUAGAAGCCGCCGAGGAUUCUGGAAUCAUGCCCAAAGCUGCACAUGAGUUAGCUUGUCGUCGAGUUGGUGGACCAUUUAACCUCGGCUACACUUGUCGUGACCAAAAGAAUCAUUUGCGAGGCAAACGGCAGCGAGAGUUGGCUUUUGGACAGGCAGGUAGUAUGUUGAAGUAUUUCCAUGACAAGAUCCAGGAGAACCCAUCUUUCCAAUAUGACUUGCAGUAUGAUUGUGAGGAGCAUAUAUCCAACAUAUUCUGGGCUGAUGCUAAAAUGGUUCUAGACUAUGCACACUUUGAAGAUGUUGUCACAUUUGAUACAACUUUUGGCACAAACAAAGAAUAUAGGCCCUUUGGUGUUUUUCUUGGGCUUAAUCAGUUUAGAGAAACCACCAUUUUUGGUGCUGCACUUCUAUUUGAUGAAACAUGUGACUCAUUUGUAUGGCUGUUUGAGACAUUUCUAGCUACACAUAAUGGGAGGCAGCCUAGAACUAUUUAUACAGAUCAAGAUGCCGCAAUGGGGAAAGCUAUAGGGAAAGUCUUCACGGAAUCAUAUCAUGGUUUGUGCACCUUCCAUAUAAUGCAAAAUGUUGUCAAACAUUUAUCUUCACGGAAAGAGAAAGAUGAAGAGAAAGAGGAAGAGGAAGAAGAGGAGGAAGAGUCUCAUAUUCUCACAGAUUUUAGUGAAUGCAUGUAUGGCUAUGAGGACAAAGCAGAAUUUCAAGAAGCAUUUGAUAAUAUGAGACAUAAAGUGCACAAGCAAACUUGGUUAGAUAGUAUCUACAAGUUGAAAGAAAAGUGGGCCGAAUGUUAUAUGAGAGAAGUGUUCAGUUUGGGAGUCCGAAGUACACAACUUAGUGAGAGCUUCAACAAUUCAUUGAAAAAUCAUUUGAAAUCAGAUUUUCAUAUUGUUCGGUUCUUGAUGCAUUUUGAGAGGACAGUGGAGGUAAAAAGAACACAAGAAUUGCAAUCUGAAUUUGAGGCAAGGAAGAAUGUACCAAGAAUCAAGAUGCACACACCUAUGUUGGUGCAAGCAAGCAAGCAAAGAGUACACUCCAAUUAUUUUUGA
Messenger RNA from Lolium perenne, 1745 nucleotides. NCBI's taxonomy places the organism in Eukaryota, Viridiplantae, Streptophyta, Magnoliopsida, Poales, Poaceae. The record is from RefSeq and is a predicted model, not a curated record.